Molecule: messenger RNA, 7372 nt
Organism: Amoebophrya sp. A25
Lineage: Eukaryota; Dinophyceae; Syndiniales; Amoebophryaceae
Source: the annotation of a GenBank genome assembly
GGAAUCGGCAAGCAAAGGAAGCGAUGAAAGUCGGGCAAGGACAUUUACUGCCUUCCUCGAACUGGGAGGCGUCCUCGCUAUUCCACACUUUGGGAGGUGGCGGCACAAUAAAGGCAGAAGAGAUGAAAAUUAUGGAGACGAGGUCACUGGCUCUGGCACUAGCCUUCUUUACAGUUUCACUCUUUCUAGAAGUUUAGACUUUGAAAAGUCCCAGGCAUGCCUCAUUAUUACGUGUUUCAGUUAUUAAUGUACUUAUACUUCGGCUAUAUGUUUGAUUUUAUGUGGAGGAGUUUAGAUACUCUGUUCUUCAACAUCAUGUGGCAGCAAAUUUUUGAAGUUAUGAGUCUAAUAUUUAGGUAGUUAUGAGCCUAGACUGACGAGAGAUAGUACCAUAAUUGUUAACACCAGGAGGUCUCUUGUUCUAUUCCUCGAGUUCAACUUUCCCAUCAACCUAUCAGGGACUACCAUGUUGGAGCACUUAUUUCUCAUUCAUUUAUUAGGCCUAGACGCGAGAUCAUACCAUUGUUAGCGCUUGCUUUAAAGAGUGUACUUAAAAAAACAAGUGCUUCCAUCUCGUCUAGGGUUAAGCCGAAUGAGCUGGUUCUGCUGAUGGAAUUAGUUGGAUCAAGAAGGGUCCUCUCAAUGGAGAUUGUUCCGUCUUAUUUGUUGACACUCUAUAAAACAAGGGCUCAGUACUAUUUAGGUCUCUUGAUGCCCUUGCUAGCCCUUGUUUUAAAGACAAAGAGUAUGUUAGAACCGAUAGGCCACCGAGUUCAGGAAUCUGAUCCUUUAAUAUUCCGCUUACUUCAUGAGUAAGAGCAGUGCCAAAUAGUGCAGUAAGAACAGAGCUUGUGUUUACACUCUUUAAUUAAAACAAGGGUUCGCGCUGGCAUCUCUCUAGGGUUAAACUUUCAUCUUGUUGUUUAAGGUUUCCAAUUUGUUUAGAGUUCUUUUUACCUUGCCUCUGAUUUUUCAUUUUCAUUGUGAUGGUUUUCGCUUUGGUAAGUAUUCUUCUACAUGAUUGCAAUCGUGACGCUCCCAGCACGCACGGCGCCACUAGCUAUAGGGUUUAUUCCAACGUGAUUGACUUUGACUACGGAUUUGCGUUUAGUUACUCUUAGGUUUAUUAUCCCACCAAGCAAAAUACGUAUACGUAUCUUUAUAUGUUCCAGCCACCACCGCUCCAUCCACAGGGGGGGGGCUCCCUCCCUGGUGCAUAUAUUUAUACGCAUUUUCUGUUGCGAACUCCUUUAAAAAGAAAAUGCCGCGCAACGCGGAGAAAACAGAGCAUGGGACGCAGGACCGCUUUACGAAGCGGAGGAUGGCCAGCGUGUCGGAGGAGGGCAGGCCAGGGCGUCUUCCUAUCGCCAUUACUCGCGUCGAUGCUACCAACUUGAAUUACGGAGCCUAGUGGUGAAUCAGUUAAUCACUUAGUGUUCACGUGCUUACUAAUUACACUUGUUCUGUACUACUCGUUUGAAAGAGAAAAAUGAGGAGGGUAAUCCAAGUCAGCACGAGUCUCGAUUAAAUUGUACUACUCGUAUCUGUAUCCUCCAUCUUCCCAAGCACAAUACACUUACUAAGUUGAUGAAUACACUUGCGUACUCGUCAGGUGGGAAGAUACCUAGUUACACUGUAAGAAGUGUAUCACCUUCCUGCAUUACAGACAAUGAUACUAUUAUAAUCGAAAUAGGCUACAAAAAGAGCAAAAAACAACUAGUGAAUUAUUCAUCACAAUGACAAUAGGAACAAUCGAGUUUAGAAGUACUAUUGUGAACAACUUUCCCCUCGAUGUUCACUUUUCCCCCAGAAUGGGUAAACUACUACUACUAGAAAGACGAGGAUCGUCACUCAUCACAAGCUUUAAUUAAAGCCUCUGUAUGAUAAUGUGCUGAUUGGGUAUUAUUUGGAGAAAAAAAUGAAGCGAGCUGACGCUGAAGACGGACACGCAGCCUUGUUAUGGAUGGUGUUAUCUUUCAGACCAUCUUUCAGCCCAUUUUUGAGAGAUCGGUCUGGUCUGGUAAGUAGAGGAUGAUCGCAACAUUAAGAUGGACUAUGUAUAGUCUCCAAAAUAGUCUGUGUACGACUAUGUGAGACUCAUGCCAUGCCAUCGCAACAUUAUAAGGUCAACAAGAGCUUCCAUUUGCUUCUUCUUCAACAAGAGCUUCCAACAUUAAGAUCAUCAACAAGAGGGGAGAAAAAACAACGUGAACUCUCAUGCUUGCUCAAAGAAUUCUUUCCGCUUGGGGGGUACCUACAAAAAGCUGAGACAUUUCAGAAACAAGCAGAAAUCGGCAGCUGUCACAGCGUGAAUAGUCAAAAAAUCGCUGACGCGCUUGAAUUUAUGAUCCCUCAGUCAUCCUUCUCAUGAUAGAUUAUCUACUUAGGUUUGUCUAUAGAGUAGUUUAUAGAACGGAUGUAGGAUGGACUUGGAUGGAUCGGAAGGAUCGGAUGGACCCCCCUGAUUCUUCCGAUCCUACUUGAAAUGGUGGGAAGUCCAUUCGAUCCAUCCGAUCCAUCCCAUCCCGGAUGUGGCACCCCUAUAAAUUGCUCUAUUAAAUCAGAUAGAUCAUCCUUCUCAGGAUAGAUUAUCAUAGGUUUAUCAGAUAGAUUAUCCUUCUCAUGAUAGACUAUCCUGUCCUUCUCAUGAUAGAUUCUCCUGCUAGGCUAGCCCCUCCAUCAUAUGAGAGAUUGAAAGUUCUCUUCUCUAAACAUUUCAUCAGAUGAGAGACUGUUUUUCUACGCAUCUAAUGCACCAAGUCAAUAUCUGUCUCUACCUCCGCCAUUAUCCUUCAGCGGGGAUCAGAUUCCAUACCAAGAUUAAGGCUCAUAGGAUCCUAGACGUUAGUCCACUUUGAUCAGAUUCCAUACCAAGAUUAAGGCUCAUAGGAUCCUCGACGUUAGUCCACGUCUUCUACAACUUCCCUUCUAGCAUAAUUUCAAGAAAUAAAAACACUGUAGCACCAGUUGUGGUCGAAAGAUGAUUUCGUUUGGUCUGCCGAGUCGAAAUGGAAAAUCAUUUUCUUCUUUCGAGGCUGUGGCUGUGGGAGAAAUUUUCUAACAAGAAUUGCUGAGAGAUUAUCCGACUCCAAAGAAGAGGCACUUCAUGGAAGUGACGCGAUUACCUAUCAAAGGGGAUGGAUCUUGGUUAUGGCUUCAUCCUCAAGAACAGUAUAGUAAACAAUGGGUCUUAGAAGUAUCGUGUCUGUGGUUUCCCUCUUUUUUCUCUUUGUCUGUUGCCUGCGGAAUGCACUGUCUCCCACGCCCAGACUGACUGGAGCCAUGGCCCCUGAAAUCUUCUAACUCUAAUUCAUCCUUCCUGAAUCCAUCUCGUCUUCUAUGCUAGAGAUUGCAUCCCUCAAGAACUAAUUAUGUCUUUAUUGUUUUCUAAUUCUAGAAUUGAAUAGGUCGUGCUCCACCACAAAUACUACAUUCUACACAAAGAAACAGUACUUCUACACAAACUUCUAGGACUACUAGGGAAGGGAUGAAAAAGCUCUAACUAGGUCAGCUCGAUCUUCACGUUCCACGACGCCAGCAAUUACGUCUAUUAGUAUUAAAAAGUAGAGUAACGUCGAUUCUUCAAGGCAGUGACAUUCAGGAUGGCAGUGAAGUUAAGAGUAAAUAAAAGAGUUCUUCUACUAAAAAUAGUAACGAUUCGGAUUCUGUAAGGGUUUUUGUUUUUAGCUCCUCAGCAGCCAUUCAUGUCUGCCAGUUUUCCUGGUAGGCGGACACCUAACCUAACCUAAGGCAUACUCAAAUUCAGAAAUUAGACAUCGUCGACAUGGUCACACUGAGCAUCGUUCUUCUUGUAGCACUCGCAUAUUAUUGAUUCCUGUAGAAGUAGAGUGCUUCUACUCCUAGUUGAUUUAAUAUGAUCGACGAACGAUUAGGAUUACGAUAUCCUCGUCUAGACGACCCAGGAGUAUGUUCAUCAAUAAAUCUGAAAGUCAAAUAUUAAUUACUAUCCGGAACUUCCUCUGAAGGUCAACGUGAUGGACAAGUAGAGCACAAGAUCACUUACCACUAGGGUUUACAACUUAAACAUAUAAUUACCCCUGCUAGGAAGAUGAGAAAUAGAGGCAAGUCAGUCACCAGCCACGGAUGAAUAACCUUCCUUGGGCCUUUUUUUUGAUCUUUGCUAGGCUCUUCAGCAGCCGUCGAGGUCGAAGUCUGCCACAUUGGAUGGUAGAUGCCAACCUAACCUAACCAAAAAAGAACAAGUGGUCUCGAAAGACGAUUAUAUCACUCUCAAAUGGGUGGAAGACAAAGAAAACCAAAAUGCAGAAAGAUAGAGGUGGUCGCUUCUCUAAUACUUGACAGACUCAUUUUACAAGAAGGACCAAGAGCGAGCUCGCGUUGGAUAGGGAGCUCAGUGAAGCUCAGUCAGCAGGCUUGCCGGGGGCCGGCGUGACGACUCACGGCCAAGGAGUAACUCUACGAUGAGCCGGGUUGGAAACGUCUAAGUACAUCACCACCACCAGUAAACGCAAGUACUACAUCACAGAACCUGAGUCUACACGUCUUCCACCUUGAUCUAAAUGGUUCGCACAACUUUAUUUUUGGCGAAGGUUUCCGUGACACUUGUAUAAAUAUGCACUACUUGUUGUUUUCAUUCUACUGUACUAGUCUAAGGAGGAGGAAUCAAUUUUUUUACUCAUCUUGUUUGUUUCAUGCACGGUCCAAAAAAGUAGUAGAGUGACGGAGAAUCAGAAUGAGUACUAACUUCUGUGCUCUAAUUAUUGAUGUUCUAGAAGACGCUCUAGGUCUAGGGCCAUCCCCUGUAGGUCGAGAAUCCUCAUCGGCGAUGUUCAGUGCAGGAGCGACAUCUGCAGGGAGUGGUCUUGAUAGUACAGGUGGUGAUAUUAUGGCAAAGGCUAUCCAAUGAUUGAUCUCUCUUUCUAUUUAGGGGAUCCCUGAAAAUAGUUCAUGACCUCUAUCUAGGGGCUCCGUGUCCCUCAGUCCCCGACGUUUUCUUUAAUAUCUACUCCGAACACUAGAAUGCGAAUUAAUGCACAGGACGAAAUUGAACGGUAUGGGUAUCUACUCCUGUCUGUCCAAGGUACAACAUACGGAAGUAGGGCGUCUGAAUGUCUGAGAUGAUUCUAGUAGCUGCGGCAUAUAAUUCUAUUUCUAUUCUUUUUGAGUCUUAAAGGUUCUUCUUCUUCGCAUUCAAAGGGAUGAAUAAGGGAUAGGGAGGAGCUUCGCAGGAAUGAAUACGGGAUAUCGAGAGCUCUAAUCCACCACCUCGUGCUUUUCUGGAGCAUGAAGGAAUACAACCACGACAACGACACUCGUUGGAUUCGUCAGGGGUUGCUGUUGCUGCACAGGCACUAUAUACUUCUCAAAAACAGCCACUAUCUACUUCAGUUAACUCAACAUCUGCAAUUUCAAAAUCAACAUCGCAAAAAGAUGUUGUUGUUGAACAAGACCUGCUGCAAGAUGUAGAUGGUCGACGAGGACAGCUAGUAGAAGAUGAUCAACCACUACAAGAUGUAGAUGGUCGACGAGGACAGCUAGUAGAUCCAUCAGCAAAAAAGGAGGAUGAUGAUGACGGAGAAGAUGAAGCUACUAGUUCUUCUUGGGGAGAUGUCGAGUAUGCAUCCACUAUUAAGGUUGGGCUUUAGGUGUUCCUGUUGCCGUUCGUUGUGCCGUUCUUAAUGGGGAAAGACACACCAAGCGGGAAACGGAAACACCAAGGCCCUACCUCUUUCACUAGUAGCACUACGGGACCUAGUGAAAAUGAAGGCGAUCUUCAUGAUGAGGACGACAAAUCUCAGAGGAAAAACGCUGUUGGACUGACUGGUGGAGGUGAUGAAAGAAAUAGCAAUACUACAAAAACAACAACAAGAACACGUACUAACACAACUUCAAUUUCUAGAACAACGGGACGAACAGAUAGCAAAAAUGGAACAACGAGUGUCGAUGUUGUCGAGAGCGCGAGCCAACAGCAAGGGCAAGACAAGGCUCUUCUUAUGGAGAGCAUCCAUCAACAAGAAGAUGAACCUGUUGAACAAGAGCAAGACAAGUUGCGACGUGAAGACAGUGGUGCUAUAAUUACUAGUCCUGAAAACAGCACUAGUCCUGGCGUGGAAGUGGAUGUUCUCAAGGUAGAUGUUCUCAACACUACUACACCGCCAACAUCGAAUUCCUCUGAUACAACAAGCACUCCGAAACCGAAUGCUCCUCCUACAACUGAAGCUGAAGACACUCCUGGCAGCUCCAGUACCAGUCCCAGUCGUGUAAGCAAAAACUUUCUAGAAGAUGAAAUGGACGAGGAUGACCAUGACCGCCAUGACCAGGAUGGUCUACCUAGCAAAGAUGUUGAUAGUUUCUUGCAGCAAGAAGAUGAAGUAGUGGUAAACGAACAAGAAAAAAAGCUCGUCAAUGACCAGGACCAGGUAGAAGCGAUGGUGAUGGAAACCAAAGCUACAGCGCCGGAAGCUAGUGCAUUUUUUAGCAUCCUUGGUCUUGUUGGGGGUGAAGAUAAUCUUGCAGGAGAGAAAAGUCAGGAGGGCAACGAUCAUCAGCUUGAGAAAGGAGAAGGGCAACAGGAAGACUUCGUGGAUCCUGAUUUCUACUAUGGAAUGGACUAUGUAUUUGUGUAGAUGAGUACUAGAGUAGCAGUACUACUCGCUGGUGUUGUAACAGAUUUCUCAUACUAGGUCUUCUACGUUAGUAGAGCAGUAACUUUUGUAGUAACAGAUUUCGAUUUGUGGUUCUUCUUGUAACGAAAACGACGUUCUUAAUCUUCUAAAGCAGUACUGCUAGUAACCCAAAUAGAAAUCAUGUCUUUGUCUUAAUAUCCCAAUUAUGAUCUAUUUCUUCUUAAUAGAGAGCAAUAUUACAGUUAAUUUCAAUACGCCAGGAGCACGUCUUAAUUACACAAGGAAGAAUGACUUUCAAUAACGAGCUGGAGUUGUAUAAUAUGUAUUGAACUCUUCAGCGGUGUCUUUUGAAUUUGCUUCAACUUGAAGUGAAGUGAAAUUAAAUUCUAUAGCUCGUUUGGAUAGACAACUGCCACAACCUUCGGAUAGAGGUUCUGAUAGAUUUUGAAUCUUUAGUAGUAAUACGAAUAUCACUUCCUGGAACAAAAUAUAAAAAAGUAAAUUUGGUUCUUCUUCGUGCAGUCGCGAUAGCGAUUUCGAGUGCAGGAGUUAGAUUGUUCUACUUCUUAAGUAAUACCAGUAAGUAAGAAGUUGUAACAGAAGUAAGACCUCUACCUUUGCUGGAGUUUGUCGGAAUUAUGUUCUUUCGUAAGAUCAAAUGCUGUUAUGAUCCUCUUGAGCAGGACUUUCACCAAGACCAACGCCAAGGGUUGUGCGUCACCGACGUUCUUCUUUUUCUUCUUGCUUUCGUGAAUUCAAGAAAA